Molecule: messenger RNA, 135 nt
Organism: Chaetomium globosum CBS 148.51
Lineage: Eukaryota; Fungi; Ascomycota; Sordariomycetes; Sordariales; Chaetomiaceae
Exons: 3
Coding region: 1-135 (44 amino acids)
Source: RefSeq, a predicted model, not a curated record
AUGGAGCACCGCGGUGUAAAAAAGGCGGCCUCUAGCACCGACGACCAUCGAGCCUCGUGGUUCCAGGAAUGGGACGUCAUGGCCGAAUCAGCGCAGAUUGAAGCUGCUGACGAAGAAGCGGGUGCGUCGCUCUAG